Messenger RNA from Myotis davidii, 2259 nucleotides. It is a transcript of the gene UTP4, whose product is annotated as UTP4 small subunit processome component. Gene Ontology annotation, molecular function: RNA binding; protein binding. Gene Ontology annotation, biological process: maturation of SSU-rRNA from tricistronic rRNA transcript (SSU-rRNA, 5.8S rRNA, LSU-rRNA). NCBI's taxonomy places the organism in Eukaryota, Metazoa, Chordata, Mammalia, Chiroptera, Vespertilionidae. The coding region runs from base 80 to 2173 and encodes 697 amino acids. Gene Ontology annotation, cellular component: small-subunit processome; 90S preribosome; t-UTP complex. The transcript has 17 exons. The record is from RefSeq and is a predicted model, not a curated record.
GUUUUCUGUUCUCGGGCUCCUAACCUUGAAGGGAGACGAGUAAGGGGUCAGCCAGGCCCGGCCCCUGCCCUUUCCGAGAAUGGGUGAAUUUAAAGUCCAUCGAGUUCGUUUCUUUAAUUACGUUCCAUCAGGGAUCCGCUGUGUGGCUUACAAUAACCAGUCAAACAGAUUGGCUGUUUCAAGAACAGAUGGCACUGUGGAAAUAUAUAACUUGUCAGCAAACUACUUUCAGGAGAAAUUUUUCCCAGGUCAUGAGUCUCGAGCUACGGAAGCUUUGUGCUGGGCAAAAGGACAGCGACUCUUUAGUGCUGGACUCAACGGAGAGAUUAUCGAGUAUGAUUUGCAGGCCUUAAACAUCAAGUAUUCUAUGGAUGCCUUCGGAGGACCCAUUUGGAGCAUGGCUGCCAGCCCCAGUGGCUCUCAACUUUUGGUUGGUUGUGAAGAUGGAUCUGUGAAACUAUUUCAAAUCAACCCAGACAAAAUCCAGUUUGAAAGAAAUUUUGAUCGGCAGAAAAGUCGCAUCCUGAGUCUCAGCUGGCAUCCCUCUGGUACCCACAUUGCAGCUGGCUCCAUAGACUGCAUUAGUGUGUUUGAUGUCAAAUCAGGGAGCGCUAUUCAUAAGAUGCACGUGGAUAGGCAGUAUAUGGGUGUGUCUAAGCGGAAGUGUAUCAUAUGGGGUGUGGCCUUCUUGUCCGAUGGCACUGUCAUCAGUGUGGACUCUGCUGGGAAGGUGCAGUUCUGGGACUCAGCUACUGGGACGCUUGUGAAGACCCAUCUUGUUGCAAACGCUGACGUGCAGUCCAUUGCUGUCUCUGAUCAAGAAGACAGUUUCGUGGUGGGCACAGCCGAGGGGACAGUCUUCCAUUUUCAGCUGGUCUCUGUGACUUCCAACAGCAGCGAGAAGCAGUGGGUGCGGACAAAGCCAUUCCAGCAUCACACUCACGACGUGCGAACCGUGGCCCACAGCCCGACAGCACUGAUAUCUGGAGGCACUGACACCCACUUAGUCAUUCGUCCUCUCAUGGAGAAAGUGGAGGUAAAGAAUUAUGAUGCUGCUCUCCGAAAAAUCACUUUUCCCCAUCGACGUCUCAUUUCCUGUUCAAAAAAGAGACAGCUUCUCCUCUUCCAGUUUUCUCAUCACUUGGAUCUUUGGCGACUGGGAUCUACAGUUGCAACAGGAGGAAAAACCUCAGGGAAAUUUCUUGUUCCAGGAAAACAUGGGGAUACCCUUCCACUCUCUAAAGAUGCAGAUCAUUUACUGCACCUCAAAACAAAGGGUCCCGAGAACAUUAUUUGCAGCUGUUUAUCCCCAUGUGGAAGUUGGAUAGCGUAUGCCACAGCUUCUCGGUUUUUUCUCUGUCGGUUGAAUUAUGAACAUGACAACAUAAGCCUCCACAGGGUUUCCAAAAUGCCAGCGUUCCUUCGCUCUGCUGUUCAGAUUUUGUUUUCUGAAGAUUCAACAAAGCUCUUUGUGGCUUCAAAUCAAGGGUCUCUGCAUAUCUUUCGGCUGUUGGAAGGAAGCUUCAAGCACCUGCAUACUUUUCAGGCUCAGUCAGGGACAGUGGAGUCCAUGUGUCUUUUGGCGGUCAGUCCAGAUGGGAAUUGGUUAGCUGCAUCGGGCACCAGUGCUGGAGUCCACGUGUACAAUGUGAAACGUCUAAAGCUUCACUGCACGGUUCCUGCUUACAAUUUCCCUGUGACUGCUCUGGCCAUAGCCCCCAAAACCAACAACCUGGUCAUCGCUCAUUCUGACCAGCAGAUAUUUGAAUAUAGCAUCCCAGACAAACAGUAUACAGAGUGGAGCCGGACCAUCCAGAAGCAGGGGUUUCAUUACCUUUGGCUCCAAAGGGAUACUCCCAUCACACACAUCAGUUUUCAUCCCAAGAGACCAAUGCACAUUCUGCUCCACGAUGCCUACAUGUUCUGCAUCAUCGACAAGUCGUUGCCUCUUCCAAAUGACAAAACUUUACUGUACAAUCCACUUCCUCCCACAAAUGAAUCAGAUGUCAUCAGGAGGCGCACAGCCCAUGCCUUUAAAAUUUCUAAGAGAUAUAAGCCUCUACUCUUCAUGGAUCUUUUGGAUGAAAGAACACUGGUGGCAGUAGAAAGGCCCCUGGAUGACAUCAUCGCUCAACUCCCACCACCCAUCAAAAAGAAGAAAUUUGGGACCUAAAACAGGGCACUGUCUGUGUCCUUCCUUGAACUGUUCUACCCUAUGUGUUUUCACAAAUCAUGUUAAUAAAAAAAUGUUAUUCUUUA